AUGUCAAAGAUCACAAGCCUGAUGCAAGAAGAGGUAACGUUAGGAGAGGUUCCAGAGACGAGAGAAGACGCAUUUUCGGUCAAUAAUCAUGUGUUGGAUAUUUGUCGGAAAAGAAAGAGAUCAGAUGAAGUAGAAGAAGAAGAACUUGUGGAGGAAGAAAACGACGGGUUCAAAACACCGACCCGUCCGGAAAAUAGAAUCCCUGAGGUCAGAGUGUGCCCACCGGCGCCGAGGAAAGGCGAAAAGGAAUACUCGGCGAUACACAGAGGUAACACAAUGUGGUGCCGUAGACGGUUGAGUUUCUCGCCGGAAAAUGCCGUCGGCUCGUUUAUAACGGACUUGCAGUGGAGGACAACGUCAAUGUGGAUCAAGAAAUAA
Messenger RNA from Raphanus sativus (radish), 378 nucleotides. RefSeq names its product cyclin-dependent protein kinase inhibitor SMR12. Lineage: Eukaryota; Viridiplantae; Streptophyta; Magnoliopsida; Brassicales; Brassicaceae. The coding region runs from base 1 to 378 and encodes 125 amino acids. Gene Ontology annotation, biological process: regulation of DNA endoreduplication. The transcript has a single exon. The record is from RefSeq and is a predicted model, not a curated record.